CAGUACUAUAGAGUUUGGGCCUGGCCUUUUCGGAGGCCCAAGGCCCUGCCCUACAGAAGGACCCCAUACCCUACCUUAUUCCCUCAUUCUGACUCUUGUCCCCUACACAGAAGCAGGUCCCCCUCCACCCCACAACUCAACCAGAAGUCCUCUGCUAGGGCACACCAUCCUUGCGUCUUCACAUUAGCAAAACUCCCUCUUCUUCCAGUUCAUUCCCGGGGCUGUAGUACUCCUUAGUUCAGAUCAGCUUGCUUGUAGUGCUCAAACGAAGAGUGUUUCUUCCUUUUCUUUCCUUGGUGUACCUUUUACGCAGUGAGAAAAUAAUGUAAAAAUGGUUGAGAAUACAAUUCAUGUGACGAUGCUUCCAUGGUCUGCAUUUGGCCACUUGAUCCCAUUUUUCCAACUUUCCAUAGCCUUAGCCAAAGCUGGUGUUCAUGUCUCCUUCAUAUCAACGCCCAAAAACAUUGAGAGGCUUCCUAAACUUCCGUCAACUUUAACUCAUUUGAUUGAUCUGGUGCAACUUCCUUUGCCAUCAUUGGAUAAAGAGCUCUUGCCAGAAGGUGCUGAGGCAACAGUGGACGUUCCAUUUGAAAAAAUUCAGUACUUGAAGUUGGCAUAUGAUAAUCUGCAACAUGCUGUGAAGCAAUUUGUGGCCAAUCAGUUACCAGAUUGGAUAAUUAGUGACUUUUGUCCGCACUGGAUCACAGACAUUGCUCAAGAGCUUCAGGUGAAGUUAAUCUUCUUUUCUGCUUUCUCGGCUUCUGCAAUAGCAUUCUUGGGACCACCAGGCACCAGAAAAGCUCCCAUUUCUCCUGAAAGUUUAACAGUACCACCAGAAUGGAUGACAUUUCCCUCAUCAGUGGCUCUUCGAAGACACGAGGCAAGUGCUUUUUGUGCUAAUCACUACGAGGAAAAUGCUUCAGGCAUAAGGGACUUGGAAAGGCUUGAAAAGGUAUUCAGUGCCUCCAAAGCUAUAAUAUUUCGUAGUUGCUAUGAGAUUGAAGGAGAAUAUUUGAAUGUAUUUCAGAAACUAGUUGGGAAGCCUGUGAUUCCCAUAGGUUUGUUACCUGUAGAGAGAGAAAAUGUUGAAGGGGUUAGGGGUGAGACAUUUGAGUGGCUUGAUAGACAAGCAAGCAGAUCAGUUUUAUUUGUAGGGUUUGGCAGUGAGUGCAAGCUGAGCAAGGAUCAAGUUUUUGAGAUAGCUCAUGGAGUUGAGGAUUCUGGAUUGCCAUUUUUAUGGGCACUCAGAAAACCAAGUUGGGCAAGCAAUGAUGAAGAUUCUUUACCUUUUGGUUUCAUUGAAAGGACAUGUGAGAGAGGAAUUGUUUGCAUGGGCUGGAUACCACAACAGGAAGUAUUGGCUCAUCCAUGUAUUGGGGGUUCUUUGUUUCACUCUGGCUGGGGUUCUGCCAUUGAAAGCUUGCAGUUUGGUCAUGCCCUAGUUGUGUUACCCUUCAUUGCAGAUCAACCUCUUAAUGCAAGGUUUUUGGUUGAAAAGGGUCUAGCCAUUGAAGUUAAACGAAGUGCAGAUGGUUCAUUCACUAGAAAUGACAUUGCCACAUCUAUUAAACAAGCUAUGGUAUUGGAGGAGGGGAAGAAUAUCAGAGUUAAUACUGGAGAAGCUGCUACAAUUGUAGGAAACGUGAAGCUGCACCAAGAUCAUUACAUUGCUGAAUUUGUUCAGUUUCUUAAGAAAUGAAUCCAGAAACAAAAUAUGAAACCGAAGAGAACCAUUAAGGCUUCUUGAGUUUAGGGUUUGACAGUUUGUUAACUAUACAAUCCUAUCUUAUAAGGCUAUUUAUAAAAGCAAAAAACAUGUAUUCUGAAUUCAACAAACACUUUGUAGUUUUUAUAUAUUCCAAAAGUCAGAUUCCACAUGGCAUAGAUCAGUCGUUUUCAGAUGAUUUAUAUAUCACUAGUUCCUUGUAUCCUCAAAAUGAAUAAUAGAAGUUGUGUCUUAUGUCCU
Messenger RNA from Vigna unguiculata (cowpea), 1966 nucleotides. Its product is annotated as putative UDP-rhamnose:rhamnosyltransferase 1 pseudogene. The record is from RefSeq and is a predicted model, not a curated record. Lineage: Eukaryota; Viridiplantae; Streptophyta; Magnoliopsida; Fabales; Fabaceae.